Molecule: messenger RNA, 4048 nt
Organism: Brassica rapa (field mustard)
Lineage: Eukaryota; Viridiplantae; Streptophyta; Magnoliopsida; Brassicales; Brassicaceae
Molecular function (GO): zinc ion binding
Source: RefSeq, a predicted model, not a curated record
CCGAGUUAAAUGAAUCAAAAAGAAACGACGGCGUUUUCUCCUCCGAUUGGUAUAAACCCUAAAUGGGCGAAAUCAUAAAUCCAGUUCGCGAUUCAAGCUCGAUUCUCUUCGAUCUCGUCCUUAAGAAUCUCGAUUCUCAUCUCUCCUUCUUCGAGUAUCGCAUGAUGAGUUCGGGUUGUGAGGAUUCGUCUGUGAAUACAAUGGGAAUUCGUGGUAUCCCGGAGCAAUGCGGCUGUGGUCGAAGAACUGGGAUAUACACAUCAAAAACGAAGGUCAAUCCAGGAAGAACUUUCUUUAGAUGCCCAACGUUUCAAAAUGAUCACUUGUAUAAAUGGGUAGAUGAAGCUGUCUACGAAGAGGUUCAAGAUGCAUUGCCAAAAGUUGAGUGCUUUGCAUCAGAUGUUAUGAAACUUAAAAUGGAGAUCGAAAGCAUGAAAACCGUGGAGGAAGAGUUGAAAGAAGAUGUUAGGAAGGCGAGCAAUGAACUUAAGAAGCUGAAUGUGAUCAUGAAAGUGGGUUUUUCGGUGGUUUGUUUAUGCGGUGUGAUAUGUCUUGUGUUGAUCAUGUUUGACAAAGCAUAUGGGUUGUCUAUGAAUAGCUACUAGGAGACUCUGUUUAUGUAAGGCUAUGUUUAUGUAAGACUCAUGGUUCAUGUAAGGCUAUGUUUUAAGACAAUGUUUCAAUAAUAUUUAUGUUUUACUUCUUGAUUGUUUAUAGAAGGACAAAUGAACACACCAAUGAACAGACCAUCAUGAUGAAAACACAAAGAUAAUAACCGACAGUUUCAAAUUAAAACAGCAGGAAGAAAAGAAAGAAAAAGGUAGUUCUAGUUCCAAAAGCAUUCAGACAGAGACACUAUCAUAAACAACACACAACGAAAGCAUUCAGACAGAGACCAUCAUAAACAACACACAAGCAUCUAAAAAACCAUCUUCCCCACGCUGCUGUCUGUGAUGCUUCAGCUUGUGAGGAUUGAGGAACUUCCCAUCGUGAUGAUUGAGCUUGUGAGGAUUGACCUUCUGAAGAUUGAGGAACUUCCCAUGCUGAUGCUUGAGCUUGUGAGGAUUGAUUUUGUGAGGUUUGAGCUUCUGAGGAUUGAGCUUGUGACUCGCCAAAGUGUAGUCCCUGCAACAUAUAAAUGAAUUGUUAGACACAUUACCGAGAGCUAAAAACAAUGAGAUAGAAACUAAGACCCUAACCUGAUAUUUCCUUGGUCUGCCUCUUGGUUUCUUAGGUGGACUCUCAACAAAAGCCUUCCGACAUGUAUUCUUGUAGUGCCCUUCUUCUUUGCAAUUAGAGCAAGUCAUUACCCUGUUCGCACGACUCAGCUUGGUAGUAGACACUGUCUCAUUGGUUCCCUUCUUUCGAUCAUGGUUUUUAGGCCUACCAGGCUUGCCAUUUCGAUUAGGUGGUGGAAUCACACCUAAUCUAUUGGUCCGAGGCCACUCUAUCAUCCCAUUUACAGGUCUGAUCCCAAAACUGUAGGUUUCACGCCACUUAGAGGUUGUGUAGAAAGGAGCAACAAAUUCAGAGAGUUUUCUACCCACGCCAAGGAUGACCUUAGCAGCAUGGAUGCAUGGAAUACCAUUCAUUUGCCAGCUUCGACAUGCACAAGUCUCAUUCUCCAAAUUCACCACGUAAGACUGGUCUCUAUCUUCCACCUCAGUCUCUGGCCCAAUUGCCCAACGCAGACUACAUUCUUUUGACUUCUUCUCAACCCUGUCUAACUCUUUAUGUGUCUUUGGGGUGAACCUAGUCUUCCUGUCCUUAGCCAUCUUAGACCUAUUGUAGUUCCUAGUCAUACAUUGGCGCCUAAUCUCCUCUAACAUGUCUAGCAGAGGUUUCUUCCUAGGCUCCCUGAUGGUCUUGUUGAAGGACUCACACAAGUUGUUCAGAUUAUCAUUACAGUAGGAGCCUAUCUUGAAGAAAGCUCUAGACCAAGUCUAUGGCUUUGUCUUCGUCUUGGCCUUAAUGCAUGAGUUUUUUAAAACUUCCAUCUUAUACUCCUUCAAUAUCUCAGCCUGUAUCUCCUUUGCCGUGAGCUUAGGAUUCAGCCUUAACCUCUCAGCAAAUAGACUUGCAAUUGCUGACCUCUUAAGUAUCUUGGAAUACCCUGUCCUCUCACACUUAUGGUCAUUGACGUAUGUUUUUACCAUCAACUUCUGUUUCCUCCUAUCAUACGAACAGUAGACCAUCCAGGGACAAGGAGCCUCAUCAUCUCUCAUCUCAGCGGCACAUUUUGCACCCAUCUUCAAGCUACUGGAUCUGUAGUACUUGAUGUUGUAUCUGGUUUUCAGGGUAUACCUCAGACAAGCAUGUUUGAAGUCCUUCAGCAUCUGAAAAUGUCUUGCCUAGCUGAAGGAGCUCCUCUGGAUCAGUGUCUUCUCUGUAAGCUUGCGCAGGUCUCAUCUCCUCUUCAUUCUCAUCAUCUGAUGACACAGGAUCAGGGAUUUUAUCAUCAUCCCAUGCAUCAUCAUCGCCUUCGUCUUCAUCAACCUCACAGUCAUCAUUUUUUGCUUUAUCACCAAAAUAAAGACUCAAAUCUGUACAACCAACUUCUUCAAUGCCAGCAAUACCGUUCUCAUCUUCCCUACCAUCAUCACCUAUAUCCCCAAAUUCCUCAAUCUGGAGAAAUUCUUCUCUGUCAUCACCAUCAUCACCUAGACUCCUCUCCGAGUUUACCUUCUGCUUCUUCGAUUGUCUAGGAGACACAGGCGACCCGCCAUAUGAAGUUCCCCGCCUUGUCUUCUUCGCAACUGUUGAUGCCAACAUCUCAGUCUCUGGCCAUUCCUCUCUGUCAUCACCAGAAGGAGCCAUAUUUACCUUCUGCUUCUUCAAAACUCUAGGAGACAGAGUUGAACCACGCCUCGUGGCCUUCACCGGAGAUGGCGACCCAUAUGAAGUUCCCCUCCUCGUGGUCUUCUCCGGAGAUGACGCAGGCGACCCAUAUGAAGUUCCCCGCCUUGUCUUCGACGCCUUCGACACCUCUGUAGAUGCCAACAUCGAUAUCCCUUCAACGCUUUUACGAAUCCUCGAUCUCUCCGGCGAUGACAAACUCACAGAAGCAUCGCGUUCUCCACCCUUCUUCGACUCUUGAACCGCUUCGUCACUCCCGUAAUCGAAAUUCCUCAUCGCUCCGAAAAUCAUUACCUCCCUUCCAUUCCUUGUGAACUUCGUCUUUACCAUCUCCUCACCAUUACAAGAGAAAUCCCCAAAUCGAUUUGAGAAAUUAGGGUUACGUUCAAACACGGGUUUCAUUUUGUUUGAUUGAAAUCAAACACAUCUUUUGAUCAAUAAAAAUAAACAUGUGUGAUAAUCUUCCGAAAAGUCCACUAGCUCAGUGGCAAAACCCCCUUAGGACCACGAGUGCACGGGUUCGAGUCCAGCUAACAACAAUUUUAAUUAAGCAAAACGACGUCGUCUUGAGAUUUUGUGUUUAACAAAACAACUGAAUGAAACGACGUAGUUUCACUAAACGGAAGUAAUUAACGGUGAGUUAACACUGUCUUAACUGUCGGUUAACGGUGUGUUAAUCUGGUUAGUCAACCGUAAGUUUGUGAAUUAACUAAAAAAGUCAACAAAAGAUCUGGGUUUUAUUGGUCAGGCUCGAGUACAGGUUUCUUUUGGCAAUUCCCGCAAAGUUCAGUGUUUUUUUGGCCAAUUUCUCGAUUAAAUAACCAAUAACGAGUAUGAUGUACAAAUUGACGUGGCUUGUGAGUUGUGACUGUUGGAUCAAUUAAUUAAGGUAAAUGGGCCUCAAAAUUAAUCGAAAAAAUGUGAAUAUAAAUGGGCCACUUGGUGGUUGUAUUUUAAAUGAAAGAAGAGGAGAAGCAACAUCCCACAUCGGCUGGGAAAAGAAAAGUUGAGUACUAUGUAUAAGCUCUUGUAUUAUGAGUGGUUAAACAGCUCAGUGGAAGAGAGAGCUCCCCACGCACGCGCCGCCGCCGUCCGGCCGGCUCGGCGUCGGCUUGGGUGUCGGGCCUUUGGUCCGAUAAAAAGUAUUUUUUUUGGACCAAGUUAAGCUCAACGUUUUGCCAUUUAUUUCGGG